Molecule: messenger RNA, 3081 nt
Organism: Mesorhabditis spiculigera
Lineage: Eukaryota; Metazoa; Nematoda; Chromadorea; Rhabditida; Rhabditidae
Source: the annotation of a GenBank genome assembly
AUGCGAUUACGGUACCUGCGCUCGGUGCUGCGCCAGGAGAUCGCCUGGACCCAAAUCGAGCAGGAGAAGUACGCGGUGGCGGGUGCUGUCGCUGAACAGGCCCUGUCGUCGAUGCGCACAAUUCGAGCGCUGAACGCCACAGAAGAAGGAGCUACCGGAUUUGCCGUCUGCAUGGAAGGAGUCGCGAAAGGCCAGCCUGCCCAAAUAUUUCAUGAUCGGCAUCUCGAUUGGGUUUAUGCAUCUCUGUCGCUAUGGCUCGGCAUGAAAACACAUUUUUGGUACGCAGGAAAGCUAAUUGCCGAGAAUACGGUGACCAGCCGUGGUACGGUCUUCACGGUCCCCACCAUCGAUCCAUAUUCUGAAGAAGGAAUCAAGAAAACGGAUCUUCAAGGUAACAUCCACAUCAAGAACGUGAAAUUCCGCUAUCCGUCUCGACCGGAAAUCCAGAUCCUGAAAGGGGUUUCGCUGGAAGCAAAAGCUGGGCAGAAAAUAGCGCUCGUCGGCGCUUCGGGCUGUGGGAAGAGCACGAUCGUCAACCUGCUGCUCCGUUUCUACGACCCCGAAGAGGGUACGGUAAUGAUCGACGGGAUUGAUUUGAAGACAUUGAACGUCCGGUGCUUGCGCGAUCAAAUCGGAAUUGUUUCUCAGGAACCGGUCCUUUUCGAUGGUUCCCUACUGGAAAAUAUUCAAAUGGGUCGGGAUGGCGUGACCGAAGAUGAAGCCAUUCACGCCUGUAAACUGGCAAACGCGUGGGGAUUCGUGGAAAAACUGCCGGACCAGCUUGGGACUCGCGUCGGCGAGCGUGGAGUGCAGUUGAGCGGAGGUCAAAAACAGCGGAUAGCCAUCGCUCGGGCGCUCGUGAAAAAUCCACAGAUUUUGCUGUUGGAUGAGGCGACGUCAGCGUUGGAUACGGAGAGUGAGGCCGUUGUCCAAAAAGCCCUGGAUCAAGCUCAAACUGGCCGCACCGUAUUCAUCGUGGCCCAUAGAUUGGCCACCAUCCGAGACGCUGAUCAGAUUUUUGUCUUCAAAGCCGGCCACAUCAUCGAGCAGGGCACCCACGAGGAGCUGAUCAUGAGAAAAGGAGCCUUCCACCAGAUGGUACAAGCGCAACUUUUGCGGUCGCUGGAGGAAAAGGCUACGAAAGAGGCUGAAGCCGAAACGGAAACGACCAUCCGAAAAAGGACGAGAACGAGGACCCUUUCCAGAUCGGACUCUAAUAGAGAAAGCAUACGAUCGAUCACGCGCUCAGCCAAAGAUUUCGAGAUGAUCGACGAGACCACCGUCGACGAUUUGGCCAAGGUGGAGGCCGAAGCAAAGGAAGCCAAACUGAAGCCGAUGUCCUUCCUGGAAAUCUUUACCUUUAAUAAGAAAGCAAUCCCAAAGCUGGCCAUCGGCUACUCGGCCGGUGCACUAAUAGGAUGCUGUACUCCAGUUUUUGCGAUCCUCUACGCCCAGAUUUUCCAGGUCUUCUCGCAACCAGUCGAUCAAAUCGUCGACUCGGUCCACUUCUGGGCUCUCGCCUUCAUCGUGCUGGGCUGCUUCCACUGUACCGGGGCUAUCUUUUCGAAUACAAUGUGCGGAAUGGCCGGCGAGGACUGUACCACCGGGCUCAGGGAGUUGGUUUUCAAGUCGUUGAUGGCCAAGGAUAUCGGCUUUUUUGACGACGAAAAGAACGGCACCGGAAAGUUAUGCACCCGCUUGGCCACCGAUGCGCCAAACGUGCGAUAUGUUUUUACCCGAAUGCCGCUUGUCACCUCCUCGUCGGUGACCAUCAUCGGCUCGUUGAUGCUGGCCUUCAUUUUCGGCUGGAAAUUGGCGCUCUGCGUAAUCCCAUUCCUGCCGGUCAUCAUCAUUGCCCAGGCAGUCGAGAUGAGAAUGCAGCUGGGCAACAAGCUACGCGACGCCCGUCAAUUGGAAGAAGCCGGAAAAGUUGCACUGCAGGCCGUUGAUAACAUUCGAACUGUGCAGGCACUAAACAAGCAACAACAUUUCAACGAUCUUUACUGCGCGCACCUUGACAAACCGCACAGGGCGAACGUGCGGGGAUCGCACUUCUACGGUCUCGUGUUUGGCAUCGCGCAGGCGAUCGUUUUCUUCAUGUAUUCCGUUGCUUUCUUCAUUGGGGCGCUUUUUGUCAUGGAUCUCACGAUGCAACCUAUUGAGGUCUACAGGGUAUUCUUCUCGCUGGCGUUUUGCGGCCAGAUGGUCGGCGCGAUAGCCACCUUUAUGCCGGACAUCAUCAAGACGCGAUUGGCGGCUUCGUUGAUUAUGAACUUGGUCAACUAUCCGACCAAAAUCGACAACCUGUCCGAGGAGGGCGAUGACAAGAAGAUCACCGGGAACAUCAGCCUCGAGAAUCUGCACUUUAGCUACCCGACACGGCGACAAAUUAGAAUUUUACAAGGGUUGACGCUGAAGAUAAAGCCCGGGCAGACAGUCGCCUUCGUCGGGCAUUCUGGAUGUGGCAAAAGUACGGUGCUGAGUCUUCUAGAGCGAUUUUACGAUCCUCUCUACGGGCAAAUUUGCCUAGACGGAACCCCCAUCAACCAAUACUCCCUCCCCAGCCUCCGGAGUCAGGUGGGCAUCGUCAGCCAGGAGCCGACGCUUUUCGACUGUACGAUACGCGACAAUAUUGUUUACGGAAUGGACAGACAAGCUAGCCAAGAAGAGAUCGAAGACGCGGCUCGGCUGGCUAAUGCUUAUGAUUUCAUUACGGGGCUACCUCAGGGGUUCGAUACCCCGGUUGGGGAACGGGGAACACAGUUGAGUGGAGGCCAAAAACAACGGAUUGCGAUCGCCCGGGCGCUCGUCAGAAAACCUGCAAUCCUGCUGCUUGAUGAAGCCACAUCAGCGCUUGAUACGGAAAGUGAAAAGGUCGUACAAGAAGCGCUAGAAAAAGCGCGAGCCGGCCGGACCUGCCUUGUAAUCGCACAUCGAUUAUCCACAAUACAGGAUGCCGACGCGAUCGCUAUCGUGCACGAGGGUCGGGUUGUGGAUGUCGGCACACACGAGCAGCUCCUCCGCCGCAACGACAUCUACAAGAAGCUGUGUGACACGCAAAAACUCGUCGAAACGCAUAAA